AGAAGUCGUGGGAAAUAAUCUCGUCUUGAAGUGGUGAGAUCCUCGCCCUGUUUCAUCGCGUUUUCGCCCUCUCGAUAUCGACGUCUCGAGAUUAUAAUAUGGUUACGUGCCAUCUCUGUGCAACAAGAACAAUAUAUGGUUAGUCACGUGUCAUCUCUAUGCAACAGGAACAAUAUAAUGUUACCCGCCCAAACCGGUUAAUCUAGUUAGGAAUAUUCUAGUGGGUCUGGCUUUGAAGUGAAUCUAUCAGUUAAUGUAUAACUCUAGAAUACGAUGACAGGUCAAAACUGUUUGGAUGUAAUAUUGCUAAGUGAAUAGGUUAUAUUGCUAUAUACGAUUUCAACAGUUAAUGUGAAGCUCCAGAUAAAACUGAUAGGUUAAAAUUUCAAUACUGGCAACUGUGUAAGUUACAUUUAUUGCUAAAUAUGAACUAGCAUGUCAUAAUAGUUUGCGUAACGACCUAUAAUGAACAUAUAGACUGAUAUGUAUCGAGUGCGUUCAUCUGAAUUGAUAUAUUCUAGUUUGUAAAACAGAUCAACAAAUUGCUGUGGAUAAGUUUGUACACUUUUAAUAAAUAACUGUGAUAUAUAGCAGUGUAUAUUUAUAAUGUCACACUAUGGUCGGACCAGGUGAUGUGAUAGUUAUAUGGAUUGUUACAUUAUAUAAUAUUACCUGAUUAACAAACAUUACGGAACUAUUGGUCGUGCUGAGGCGUAAUGUCUAACAUUGAUAGUCCAAUUUCAAGGGUAUAUUAACAAAAUGGCUGAAGAAAGAAAUCAAGAUUGCGUUUUUUGUUUAGACGACUUUGUUGACCCCAAAAUACUUGACUGUCAACAUUCGUUCUGUUUGAAAUGUCUAGACGAUUAUAUCACAAGUUCUUCUGAAAACAACCAAUUUCAAUGUCCAGUGUGUCGUCGUCUUGUUCAAAUUCCCGCAGGUGGAGUCAACGAUUUUCCCUCACCAAAAGUUUCUCCGACAGAAAUUACAACUCAUAUGUGCCCUGCCCACAACGACAAGCCAGUUGGUUGUUUCUGUCAGGACUGUUUUCAAUCGGUGUGUUAUGUUUGUGCUUCUACCACCCAUAGAGGGCACAUAUUCUUAGACUUAGAGGAUACAUCAGAACCCGGACCUGAAGGACUAGACAUUAAUAAGGAUAGGUGUCCUAAACACAAACAUACCAUAAAGAAUUAUUAUUGCAAACAAUGCUCGGCACUGGUCUGUGCUGAUUGUUUUAUUGCUGACCAUAAUGGACAUCCAUUUGUAAAUCAAAAGGAACUAAGAGACAAUCUAAGAUGUUUAAAUGAAGAUUUAAAAAAUGAAGUAAGUAAAUUAGAAACUUACUAUGAGUCAUUAACGACCGGGGUUUCACAAACUGAAAAACUGGCUAAAGAAACCAGUGAUAGUAUUGAUCAACAGGUUAAAGAAAUAUGCCGCGAAGUUGAGAGACUGGGCGAGGCAAUGAAGACCAGGAUGUUGAAAGGUUUGGAUGAGGGUAAAACAAAAGUAGAUACACAAAAGAAGGACACUUCAGACUUUGUUGAACGUUUGAAAUUGAAUGUUAUCGAUAAUGAUAGGGUUUUACAGGAUAAAUAUGUUGGACCACUUUUAGUGCAAACCAACAAAUCUAGAACACAAAAGAAAGAAUGUAGUUCUAGAAAGUUGGACGUUUUAUCUUUACCUGGAGUCCUGUUUGAGGCUGGAAAUAUAAAUAAAGUCCAAUUAUCUAAAGCGAUAGGUAGAUUAUAUAUUAUAAAUACUGUAAGUGGUAGUUUUAAUGUAAAUAAGGUUCCAAUAUGGGGAUGGUUGAGUCCUAAGUGGUGUUAUAGUCCUGAGCAGACUAUUAAUGGUUUAAAAUCGUUUAUUAGAGUUUGUAGAGAUAGCUCAAUGUUAUAUGUUGAGUGGCAUAUAAAUCGCUAUCCCACAGGUAAUAUUCGUCAAGUAUCAUUUAAAUUGAUUAAUCAUAAAGACGAAAAAGCGACUAAGAUAGAAAAGAACAAACCUUUAGAAAAGAACAAACCUUUGAAAAACACCGAAGACUGGCGCAUAUUGACAAAUCCCAACAAUGGAUUCCUGAUUGAACAAAAUAACUUCAUCGUGCAGUAUGAAAUUGAACUGGAUACAGAAUAAACUUAUCUUACUCCAUUAUAUUACGUGUAUUGUUGCGCGUGUUGUAUAUAGUCGCUCAUAUGUUUAUAGGCACCGUAUGUUAAAGGACAAUAUUGGUGUCAGUCAUUAUCACAUAUUUGAUAGAACCGGUUAAACACAUUCCAAAUAUAUAAUUUUAACACGGAGAUCAUUGCUACGACAGGCGCGUAACGAAGAUUUGAAGACACGGAAGUGACGCAAAAAUGGAAAACAAGAGAUAGAAAGGACCCUCACAUUCCCUUGUUUUUAUUCAUUCUAUACUUAAUAAAAAAAGGUGGCAAUGCACGGGCUUUUCUACUUAUAAUUUCGUUUUUUCUUAAUUAGUGACAGUCAAUUCCUUUUAUGAAUUGUCAGAUAUCCUCUCACAGCCUCCCGUCUUCAUAAGCCCAGUAGGACGUUAAACCCCAUUUCAUUUCAUUUCCUCUCACAGCCUCGCAUAACAAAUUUUGGUCUUCGAAGGAAUUGUUAGUGAGAAGAAAUUCGAUCGUAUAUCUGUUAUCACCGGUUACUUCAGUCAGUUAUAUAGAAGAAUAACUCUUGUUUUCCAUUGUUUAUAUCACUUCCGUUUCUUCAAAUCUUCGUUACGCACCAUCGUAACAGAUCGCUGUGUUCAAAUUAUAUUUGGAACGUGUUUAACGAGUUCUAUCACAUAUGUGAUAAUGGCCGACAUUAGUAUUGUCCUUUAAGUCUUGUUUAGAUAAUUUAGCAUUUUACAAGGAGUAACAUAAGUAACUAUCUUUCCGCAAACUUGAUGUAAAAAUUUAUAAAGAAGUUUGUCUUUAUAAGAAUUAAAAGUUAAGUUUAUCCAGGGAAUCAUAUACAUGAAAUAUAAAUGAAAAACUCGUGGAAACAUAUUUGUCGGGGCUUAGAUGUUGUUGUCACAAACUAGUAUUGAAACAGGCAUGUGUCGGAAUCUUGACAGACACGAAGGACUAUGUUUAUAUUGUAGUAUGUGCUGUUAUAGUAGGUCCACUUUAUUCUAGACUUAGAGAUAUGAAACAGAAGCCCCAUGAUUAUAUUAAAACAUAUAUGGACCUAAUAAAUGUCACAACUAUUCAUUUAGCUCAGUGGUUCUCUACAUUUUUUUUGCCAACGGCACUCCUUGGAGCACAUGAAAAAAUAGCGGCACACCUGGCUAAAUAUAUAUAUGAGAAAUAUUUGAAUUUUGCACACAAAAAAACAACAAACAAACAUGGUAAGUCAGACGGAAUACAACCGAACACAAAGACUAGUCAUACACACAUAGAAUGACUCAAACUAAAAAAAGAAAAACACAGCUAUGAACGUACCAGUAGAUACCAGUGAAUACUCAAUUGGGAUCACGUGGGUUAUCACAUUUUCUUAGUGUGCGUUUCAAAAUUUCGCGGCACACUUAGGAAGAUCUCGCAGCACACUUGUGUGCCGCGGCACACUGGUUGAGAAUCGCUGAUUUAGCUCAAUAUGUUGACGAAUGUAUGAGAUCGAAGAAAAAUUAAAUUUAACUAUUUAUGUAGGGGUAUAGCAUAGUUUAUAUAUUUAAAUGAUUCACUAAUUAUUUUUAAUAUGUUACAGUAUAUAUAUACAUAUAUAAGAUUUACUAAUUAUUUUAAAUAUGUUCCAGUCUAUAUUUAUAAGAUUUACUAAUUAUUUUAAAUAUGUUACAGUCUAUUUAUAAGAUUUACUAAUUAUUUUAAAUAUUUUACAGUCUAUAUUUAUAAGAUUUACUAAUUAUUUUAAAUAUGUUACAGUCUAUAUUUAUAAGAUUUACUAAUUAUUUUAAAUAUGUUACAGUCUAUAAUAUACAUAUAUAAGAUUACUAAUUACUGUAUACAUGUAUAUGUUAUAGUUUAUAAUUUUAUAUCAAUUGAAAUGAAAUGAAAUGAAAUGGGGUUUAACGUCCUACUGUUCUGCUCCAACUGGCCUAAUGAACACGGACAUACGCCAUACAGUGUACUAUGAGGGAAAUGUUACAGUAUAUAUAUACAUAUAUAGGAUUUACUAAUUAUUUUAAAUAUGUUACAGUAUAUAUUUAUAAGAUUUACUAAUUAUUUUAAAUAUGUUACAUUAUAUAUUUAUAAGAU
Molecule: messenger RNA, 4205 nt
Organism: Patella vulgata (common limpet)
Lineage: Eukaryota; Metazoa; Mollusca; Gastropoda; Patellidae
Product: tripartite motif-containing protein 45-like
Exons: 1
Coding region: 760-2127 (455 amino acids)
Biological process (GO): positive regulation of DNA-templated transcription
Cellular component (GO): nucleoplasm; chromatin
Molecular function (GO): zinc ion binding; ubiquitin-protein transferase activity
Source: RefSeq, a predicted model, not a curated record